Molecule: messenger RNA, 2135 nt
Organism: Mercenaria mercenaria
Lineage: Eukaryota; Metazoa; Mollusca; Bivalvia; Venerida; Veneridae
Exons: 2
Coding region: 250-867 (205 amino acids)
Source: RefSeq, a predicted model, not a curated record
CUUGUUCAAGCAUUUCCUUGCGAUUGCCAGUCGGUAUUAGACGACUGGUUUAAACGAGAGAGAGAAAAUUCCUGGCCAGGCGUAGAUGUCCUGAAUGCAAUAAAGGAAACAGGUGCAUUUGUUGUAUCUGUUGGGCGGUCCGGUAGUAAUGAGAAGACCUUGCAAUGGAGAAUUUCGUUAACACUUGCCGAAAGAUCUCUGGUACGCUCAUUCAAUGACACGCAGGUAAAGGUGUAUGCUGCAUUGAAAAUGCUAGUAAAACAUGAACUGAAACCGAUCUGUGCAAAUAUCACUUCAUACAUAGUGAAAAAUGUGAUCUUCUGGGUGUUUGAAAAGAGAUCAGGCACUGUUCAGAGAAACGAAUUCGUUGAGAUAUUAUUGCUGACGCUGGUAUACUUGAAAGAUUGUAUAUGUUUUGGAUGUCUUCCGAAUUACAUGAUUCCGUCCAGGAAUUUGCUACGAGGAUUGUUAUCACAAGUGGAAGCACGUGCUUUGAGAGAGCAUCUCGAUAUUUUGAUUACAGAAGAUUCGAAUGUUCUACUUCGUUGCCCUUUGGUAUACAAAAUGGCUGAACUACUGGAGGAUGCUCUUAAGGAGAGAUUGUUAUUUAGCAAACUGUCGGAAGAGCUGUUUCUUGCAUUUUUCUCUGUUCCACCGCAUGAAUAUGACAAAAUUGAACAUUCAGUGCAGUUGGCACGGAACCCCGAUGAAUGCCUUCAGAAGUACUUCAAGCUUGUGUUACCAAUAAUACGAGAGCCAAAUCCUUUCGGUACAUUCCCUCUUUUGAAAACAAUGGCGGAUGAGGAAAUCCAAAGCCGGCUGUUUGAAGGAUUCAGUCGUGGCUAUGAUAACAUGUGGAUGGAAUAAGAACUAAAAUAAAUAGAUAAGACAGUUCAUAAAGUUAUGAAAACUUUGCAGACCUCAUCGAAAGAAUAAAAUUUUGUUGUUUACUUAUAUUCCAACAUUACAUUGUUGUUAUAUAUGUAAACAAAGUUCAUACAUAUGACAUAUUUCUAGUUAUACUGCGAUAUUGAAUGUUAGUGUGAGGAGUUAUUGUAACACAAAACCAAUAUUCUUCAGUUUACUCAUGAAAGGGAAGUGUGAAUAAGAGUAACCCAAUUGUGUGUUUUUUUAACAAUAGCGGGCGGACAUUUUUUUCUGAAGUAAUUGGUCCUCCAAAGCUAAUUGAAACAGUGCAUCUGUAAUGACAAUCAAACGAUUUCUAUGCGACUGCAUAUUCUCCUUAGGCAUUUCAGUAUUUUCAGAGGUAAAAAUGCUCAAGGCGCAUUUGAAUUUCCAUAAUUUAGGCAUUUCGGUAUUUUCAGAGGUAAAAUACAUGUAGCUCAAGGCGCAUUUGAAUUUCCGUAAUUUAGGCAUUUCGGUUUUUUCAGAGGUAAAAUAGCUCAAGGCGCAUUUAAAUUUCCGUAAUUUAGGCAUUUCGGUAUUUUCAUAGGUAAAAUAGCUCAAGGCGCAUUUAAAUUUCUGUAAAAAAGAUAUAAUGUUGAAAAUUCAUAAACCAACACAGUUUUGUCAAAACAUGUUUCGCUUUAAUAAGCUUCUUCAGUUGACAAUAACAUACAAAGAUACAAUGCCGAUAUGACAAGUGGAGAAUACGUAAUUUUUCGAUAGUAAUUAUAAUACGAGUUCAAUACCUGAAAAGACGUAGGAGAUACUAUUAGUUACACUGCUUGUUGGUGACAGGAUACGGGAUAUACGCUGUCGAGGAAAUCCAUAUCAGGCGAGAGCGAAUCUCGAGCCUGAUAUGGAUUUUCGAGACAGCGUAUAUCUCGUAUAGGAAAACUUACACUUCAACUUAAAAUAUAUAUUAAUAACAUAAAACAGUUACUGUAUAUACUCAUAGUAAUUGCAUAUUAUGCAUGCCAAAUUUUUAUUAAUAUCAUUAUUUCUUGUUUUUCUUUAUUAUUUAAAGAGGGAUGAAAUGUCUAAAUUUAAUCCAUAUUGCUUUUUGUUAUUUCGCUUUCGGACAAAAGGUGACAGAGUGUGGUCUUUGUUAUGAUUGAAAACGAUUUCUACAUUAUUAGAAAGAUCGACCAUUGGACUUUUCAACAUGCGAACACAGCGCAUUGGUAUAAAGUUCAGAAUUGAGUUUGGAGUUUUCCAAGCAUUCAUUACCU